This is a messenger RNA of Psylliodes chrysocephalus, 1087 nucleotides long. The record is from the annotation of a GenBank genome assembly. NCBI's taxonomy places the organism in Eukaryota, Metazoa, Arthropoda, Insecta, Coleoptera, Chrysomelidae.
AACCUUGAUAUUCAAGUCUGGUCUCCACAGACUUCUUUGUAGGUAACUCAGUUCUCUUUCUCAAGGUAUGAUACAUUGUUAGUGAAGUAUGGAAACAAAAGAUUUGCUUUUGACCGAUAGAGACAAAAUAAGAAAGGAAUGGGGGAAAACGGCAAGUGAUGUAGAAGAGUUUGUUACAAUUUUGAAGGAAUGGAUAAAAACGCAAAGACACCUUCCUGAAAUUCCAAAUGACAACCUGAUUGAAUAUUUUUUAACUAAUUGUAAAUACAGUAUUGAAAAAACUAAAGAAAAUUUGGACAUGUAUUAUACAAUUCACCAGUUGAUACCAGAAUUUUUUAUUCAUCCUUUAAAAUGUAAUCUUAAAGAGCUGGUUUCAAAAAUGAGUUAUAUAGUAACGUUACCAAAAUUAGACGAUGAUUUGUGUCGAAUAACAAUUAUCAAAUACCAUGAAGAUAGUGCAGAGAUAUUUGAUCCUCUCAAGUUGGCAGCCUAUGUUUGCGAUACAUUUGAAAUUAGGUUACACGAAGAUUUAGCAAUGGGAGAAAUUGUUGUUUAUGAUGCUGAACAUUUGUCAAUGGGACAUGUGGUUAAAUUAACUCCAUCGGUUUUCAAGAAGUUAGCGCUAUUACUACAGGCAGUUUUAAGAAAUCGAAUAAAAGGAAUUCACUUAAUUAAUUGUCCACCCUACAUCGAUAAGUUAGUAUCUCUAGUAAAAAUGUUCAUGAAGAAAAAAAUAUAUGAAAGGAUUCAUCUUCAUCCCAAUAUGGAAAGUUUAUACAAAAUCAUUCCUCAAAAAAUGUUACCAAGUGAUUAUGGAGGAGAUGAAAAGUCAAUGAAAACAAUCAUGGAUUUGUGGCAACUAAAAUUCAAUCAAUAUGAAAAGAGAUUCGACUCUUUGGAACAGAUGGAAGUAAAUGAGAGCUUAAGACCAGAACCGCUCAUGAAUUCUGAAGUAUUGGGCUAUUAUGGUAAUUUCAAAAAACUCGAUGUAGACUGACAUUGAUUUUUUUGUAAUAAUUGUGAUUUGGAAAUAUAUUUUUUUGCUUUAUUAAAUGUAUGGUGAUAUAAAAUACACAAUUAAAGAAAU